Molecule: messenger RNA, 3925 nt
Organism: Cynoglossus semilaevis (tongue sole)
Lineage: Eukaryota; Metazoa; Chordata; Actinopteri; Pleuronectiformes; Cynoglossidae
Gene: atg9a
Product: ATG9 autophagy related 9 homolog A (S. cerevisiae)
Exons: 20
Coding region: 299-2875 (858 amino acids)
Biological process (GO): reticulophagy; protein localization to phagophore assembly site; autophagy of mitochondrion
Cellular component (GO): phagophore assembly site; autophagosome
Source: RefSeq, a predicted model, not a curated record
AGUCAGUUAGUCACUUUGGCAGUUGCUAGCUACACCGUGUUAGCUGUGUGGAAAACGAAACUGGCUCAUGUCUGACUUUUAGACAAAAUCAAGGGAAAACGAAAAGAAAACCGUUACAGGAAACCACCUUAAAUCCAUACGGGUGUUUACGGUUUGAAAAGCAGAGGCUGCGGCCACAGAGGGGGGCAAACACGAAGGAAUGUGGAGAAGACACCAGAGGUGGGGAGGAAGACCUGGACUGAUGUACAGACUGUAGCAGUGGGUUUGCCUACUCAGUGAGACAGGAGCUGCUGUCACUAUGGCACAGUUUGACACAGAGUACCAGCGUCUGGAGGCGUCCUACAGCGAUUCUCCCCCCGGAGAAGAGAACCUGCUGAUGCAUGUGCCAGAAGGAGCCAAAUCCAACUGGCACCACAUAGAAAACCUGGACCUGUUCUUCCAGAGAGUCUAUAAUCUGCAUCAGAAGAAUGGUUUCACCUGUAUGCUGCUGGGAGAGAUCUUUGAGUUGGUUCAGUUAAUUUUUGUGGUCGGCUUCACGGUGUUCCUGGCCAACUGUGUGGAUUACGACAUCCUGUUUGCCAACAAGUUUGUGAAUCACACUGAUUCAUCUAAAGUCACCCUGCCUGAUGCCUUUCUACCAGUCAACGUCUGCAGUGCACGCAUCCAGGAAAAUGUUUUCGUGAUUUUCGUCCUGAUCAUUUCUGGAGUGUUUUGGCUUCAUCGUCUGGUCAAGUUCAUCUACAAUGUCUGCUGUUACUGGGAAAUCAGAUCUUUUUAUAUCAAUGCCCUCAAGAUGUCAAUGUCAGAACUGCCUUAUGCAACAUGGCAGGAGGUCCAGGCCAGAAUAGUAGAGAUCCAGAAGGAACACCAGAUCUGCAUCCACAAGAAAGAACUCACAGAGUUGGACGUUUAUCACAGAAUUCUGCGCUUUAAAAACUACAUGGUUGCCAUGGUAAAUAAAUCACUGCUUCCUGUGCGUUUUCGGCUUCCUGUACUCGGGGAGUACGUGUUCUACACUCGGGGUCUCAAAUACAAUUUUGAGCUCAUCUUCUUCUGGGGUCCAGGAUCACUGUUUGAGAAUGAAUGGAGCUUAAAAGCAGAGUAUAAAAGAGGAGGCAACAGGCUUGAGCUGGCUGAUAAACUGGCGUCCCGUAUUCUUUGGAUUGGCAUCGCCAACCUGCUGCUGUGUCCUGUGAUUCUAGUCUGGCAGAUUCUGUACGCCUUCUUCAGUUACACUGAGGUGAUCAAACGAGAGCCUGGUUCUCUGGGAGCCAGAUGCUGGUCUCUGUAUGGACGCUGUUACCUGCGUCACUUCAAUGAACUGGACCAUGAGCUCAUGUCACGUCUGAGCAAAGGUUAUAAGGCUUCCUCCAAAUACAUGAACUGUUUCCUCUCACCGCUGCUGACAGUGGUUGCCAAAAAUGUAGCCUUUUUUGCCGGUUCUCUGCUGGCUGUUCUAAUAGCCCUGACCAUCUAUGACGAGGAUGUUCUCGCAGUAGAACAUGUCCUGUCGUCAAUUACCUUGCUGGGAGUGUGCAUCACUGUCUGCAGGUCGUUUAUUCCUGAUAAGCACAUGGUGUUUUGUCCUGAGCAGCUGUUACGGGUCAUCCUGGCUCAUAUCCACUACAUGCCCGACCACUGGCAGGGCAAUGCACACCGAUAUGAGACCAGAGACCAGUUCUCACAGCUCUUUCAGUACAGAGCAGUGUUUAUUCUCGAGGAGCUGCUGAGCCCGGUCGUGACUCCCAUUAUUCUCAUCUUCAGUCUGAGGCGAAAGUCUCUGGAGAUCAUUGAUUUCUUCAGGAACUUCACAGUGGAAGUCAUCGGUGUGGGCGACACCUGCUCCUUUGCCCAGAUGGACAUCAGGCAGCAUGGACACCCUGCGUGGCUGUCAGAGGGGAAGACGGAGGCAUCCAUCUACCAACAGGCAGAAGAUGGAAAGACAGAAUUAUCGCUCAUGCGUUUUGCCAUAACUAACCCCCAGUGGCAGCCGCCUCAGGAAACAACGCACUUCAUCAGCCAGCUGAAGGAAAGAAUUCACAGAGAGGCUACUGGUGUUUCAUCAGAAACACACCCACUCUCCCUAUCAGAGUCUGAGCCGAAGAGCCUCGUUGCAAACCUCUUGGCAGGUCCCUCAACACUGGGCAGUGUUCAUUUUGGCCGGGAGAGCUAUUUAAUCAAUCAAGCAGCAGCAGGUGUUGGUGACAGAGCCUCCGCACUACGAUCGCUCUCCCCAAUCAGCAGCAGUUUGCACCUGAGAGGGAGUUUGAAUGCAGCGCACAGGACGGCCAGCUCUCACACAUCUGCCAUGAACAAAACAAUGGCAGGAUCCGGGACUGAUGCCAGAACUGUGAGCUCCGGCAGUAGUGCAUGGGAGGGGCAACUCACCAGUUUGGUUCUGUCAGAGUAUGCAUCCACUGAGAUGAGCAUCCAUGCACUGUAUAUGCAUGAGCUCCAUAAACAGCAGUCACGUGGUGACUUGUCCCGUCACACCUGGCACAGGCAGGAGAGCGAUGAGAGCAGCGACAGCAUCCCCGAUGAAGUGAGGAGCCACAACCCUCAAUCUAGACAUUUCCCCCGCUCACAUACUUUUCCCACCACCGUUUCCAGUCCUACUGCCAUUCCCGCUUCAGCUUCAGACAUCAGCAGUACCGCCAUAGGCCAGGAGGGGGUACCAUCCCUGGGUGGAAGCCAUCAGCAAUACAGUGAAUCAGCUACAGGAACAUGCGGUGCCGGGGGGAGAGUAGUGAGGACAGCCCGUGUCCCUAUGGGAGGCUGGGCAGAGGAAGGCCAGGGUGUAGCACGACACCAUGGUCCACUACCAGAGGAGAGUUCUGAGGACGAAAUGCCUCCUCACAUACACAAGAUCACGUAACCAAGUAAACAAGCAGCAGCUCCUCAUCAUCCACCGAUAAUCAAGCCCGUAACCUCAUCAUCUACCAAGCUCCUCUCCAGGGGUGACUUUUGAUUUGACACAGACGAAGAAGAAGAGUUGGACAAAGCUCCUAACACGUACCGAUGCAGUGAAAUUGUGUGGGUGUGUUUGACAUUAUCUACUCUCAAAAGAUAUAAGAAUCAGUCAAUCUGCUCUCUACUUCACUUCUGCCUUUUACACACAUGUUGAAUGAACCUCAUUACAGGUAGGGGUAAUUUUAGAGAAAAAAAAAAUUCCAAAAGCCAUCAUUUUAAAUGUGAUGAGCACAUUGUCCAAAUUACAGUCAACACACAGGACACUAAUAUGAUCCAAUUGACUAAAUUGUAAAUCAAAUAUUUUUUAAAUUUUCAAGCAGAGAUUCUAGGUUAGCGUUAGUUUAAGCCAUGUCUUUAUUGCUUACAAUUUUUAUCCCAAAGUAAAUAGUAGACAAAUGAGUUUCUUGUAAGCAUGUCAUUUUAGCUUGUGGGCUGUUAAAGAAGCACUCAAGCCCAAGUGCAUGCCGUCAUCCACUCCUCUUCUGAAAUGUUCAACUGCAACAUAUAAACUAACAUCCUGCACAUGGUUCAUGCUCAUUAACUCACAGCACGACUUACCUCUGUGUCCGACAUAAAGCCACAUCUUUUUAAAGGAAAUUUGCACUUUAAUUAUUUGUUAAUGCAGAUACUGUCACUGAUUUUUUUUAUAUAUAUAUAUCUUCGUGUUUAUGUGAAGCGGAUUCUGUUUGUUCUGUUCUUUUUAAUGGAUUUAGAAUAAUGUUCCGUGAUGAUAGGUGGAAGUGUAGUUUGUUGUGCAUUUGAGUUUGAGGUAAUUGUGUAAUACUGUUGGAGUGAUAAGUAAUGUCACGCUGAAAUGUAGUACUGUAAAAUAAGAUGAAAAAUGAUCAAUUUGUUCACUUUUGUUGAAUAUAUCUUGUAAAUAUUUUGUACAGCUGUAAUUUCAUCCAUUAAAGACAAGCCAGUGGUGUGUGUACAGUCAAGAGGCAACAUCAAA